Lytechinus variegatus (green sea urchin) is the source of this 1060-nucleotide messenger RNA. RefSeq lists its product as uncharacterized. Bases 470 to 796 code for a protein of 108 amino acids. NCBI's taxonomy places the organism in Eukaryota, Metazoa, Echinodermata, Echinoidea, Temnopleuroida, Toxopneustidae. The transcript is spliced from 2 exons. The record is from RefSeq and is a predicted model, not a curated record.
CUCCCAGUUAUAAUUCAAUGAAUAUCAAUGGUAAGUUUUGGUCUUUAUGGCCAUUUUAAAAAUUGUUUCCACAUGUGUAAAAUAGUCUAUAGUGUUUUGAAUUUAAAAAAUAACGGAAAGUAAAUAAGAAAUAAGAGCAAGGGUAUGUAAAUGUAGAAAGAGACCUUGCUUUGUGAUGUGGACCAGAAACUUUAUACCAACCCCUCACAAAUACGUAAUAUAAAUAUCACGUCACUUUUACAAGCUAAAAAAAUGAAGGAGGCAAAAUUCUUUACUUUCAAAAGCACAUUGUUAAUUUUCGCAUUUAAAUAUUUCGGGGGUAGGCGGGUUGGGUAGGGGUAGGACUUGAGAUGAGUCAUAAACAGAAAUGAAAAUUUUCAGAGGUUACAGGAAUUAGAUUUUGUGUUUUUUUUAUCAUCUUAAGGUGACGUAGCGAGGUGAGGGACAACUACCUAAAAAAAGACAGAAAAUGGAGUGGAAGAUUGGUGACGGAGUUCUCUCAAACAAAGCACGUAAAUACAAGUACAGAGAGGCAAUGGAAUUCCUAGUUCUCUAUACAUACAUAGUCGAGAAAGAAGUUCAAUCUUGGAUCCUGUUUUUGAUGUGGACACACCAGGAGAAGCCUGUACCAAGCAGGAAGAAACUGAGCAGGAGAAUGGUGACAUAUGUCCACAACGUGGGUCAGACUUCCUCGUCAUCAUCCUCAGGCACGUCCGCAACAUCAGUCCAGUCUUCGAGUCCCAACUUCACUUCAAAUCGAGGACACAAUGUUGCAGUAAUUUCAAAGCACCGAUAGUCAUGGUGACAACAUAACUGUAGAUCAAUUUUUCUCCAGUUUGUCCCCCAUUGUCCCACACUGUAAAAGUUACCUCAAUGCCAGCUCCAUUGCCAUGAUUGCUAUGAGAUUAAUUUCGGUCUUCUGAACAUUGAACAUACUACUAUAGGAAUUAAAGGUUUCGUGUCAUCUAAAUCCAAGUCGAUUCCUAUUGAUGUGAUAAACAUCUCACAAUUUAAGAAUCCAAAUAUGUUUCGUAGAUUUAAAAAAAGGUAACGGAAAAUA